Rhinocladiella mackenziei CBS 650.93 is the source of this 2553-nucleotide messenger RNA. Its product is annotated as alpha-acetolactate decarboxylase. The coding region runs from base 1 to 2553 and encodes 850 amino acids. Gene Ontology annotation, molecular function: acetolactate decarboxylase activity. NCBI's taxonomy places the organism in Eukaryota, Fungi, Ascomycota, Eurotiomycetes, Chaetothyriales, Herpotrichiellaceae. Gene Ontology annotation, biological process: acetoin biosynthetic process. The transcript has 4 exons. The record is from RefSeq and is a predicted model, not a curated record.
AUGCCGGUCAAUGUAAUUUAUCAAUACUCGCUGGUUAAUGCCCUGAUGAGCGGCGUGUCCGACUCCGGCAUCACAGCAGCGCAGCUCAUCGAGAAAGGGAAUCAAGGUCUUGGAACUUUCGUCCGCAUGGAUGGCGAGCUGCUCCUGCUCGACGGCAAAGUCUACCAGCUCCAAGCAGAGGGCCAAAUACGCGUCGCCGACCCGAUGGACCAGAUUCCCUACGCCGUCAGCACAUACUUUGAGCCUCAGCACACCCUCAACGCGACGUUGGAGAACAAAGACGCGAUCGAUACAGUGCUAGAGCGGUAUAACGAUCAUGCGAGCAAUCUCUUCAUGUCAUACAGAAUUGAGGGGCUGUUUCGACGCUUGAAAUGCCGCACGGUCAAGGGACAGGAGUACGAGAACCAGCCGCUGUCUGAGCUGGGAAAGAAGCAAUUCGUCGCCGACUAUGUGGAUAUCGAAGGCACCAUUAUUGGCUUUCGCUCACCACAGGCCUGGCAGGGUUUCUUCGUUGCUGGCGAGCACAUGCAUUUCAUUAACAAGGACAAAACAGCCGGUGGACACGUUCUUGAGCUCGAGUCUAGAGAGGUCCGGAUUGGCAUCGCGACCGUGAAUAAUAUCCACAUUGAACUGCCCACGACCGACAAAUUCAACACCGCCGUCAUGUCAACUGAUGACGUCGGAUUAAAACGCUCCAAAAAUCCCUUCUCCGUACAAUCUUGGGGUUUAGAAGACGCUUCAGACGGCUAUCGAAACCCGCCAAAAUCACCAACUUCAUCCAAUGACUCGGACCAGCAAUCCGAACACUCUUUUCCACCCACGAUCUUUGAAGAUUGCACUGUCCUCCUUGAUUGCUCCUUCGAUACAAUUGCUAGAAUAUUAUCCAUCUAUCAUGGCUCAUUCAACCCUUUCCGUUCUUCAAAUCUGUCCACUUGGCGACGAUCUCCGCUUCUCCUCGCCCUUCUCAAGUUCCUGUCCGGGACUUAUCAAAUGAAUCUGACCAACAAACCUUCUCUCUGCGUGGUUGUCAACCAGGCACGCGGAAACACUUUAGGGCAGUUGUUGUUCGACGUCUCGACCAUCAACCAGUCCCUUCCUGCCAAAAAAGUUGCAGUCCUCCUCGCGAUGGUCAUGUUUGGUCUCAGCAGCAGCUGGUACGACAUGAAAGACCUAGGACUCGCCCACUAUAACGCUGCUGCUACACUUCUUCAAGAAGUCCACUUCGAACACACGGAGAUACCGUCACAAAAUUAUCGAUUCUUUCAGGAGUCCAUGAUAUAUUGGUGGAUGAUGCUAUCAUUCGCAUGUGAUCCUUCAACACAGGAGAUCAAAACUCCACCGACUCUCAUUGGGCAAUGCGAUAGGGCCCGCCGUAUUCCUCAUCCGCUAACGGGGAUUUCGCCUCGUUCUCAGCUGCUUUUCGGCAAGGUUGGCUAUUUAGUGUUUUCACAGCGCAGAAAAGCCCUUCAACAUUCGUUGACGGCCACAGGAGACAUCCUCGAAUCACUCUCCCAAAUCGAGAAGGCUCGCAAACUUGAAUGUCAAUUACUGUCAUUGGAAAUCCCUGCGCCCAGCUGCAUCAUGGAUCCGAAGGACCCGGACACUCCAAUCAAAGAUUUGGUGACUAUUGCGGAUGCAUAUCGCAUGUGCGGCCUUUUGUUACUUUAUCAUGCCUUUCCGGAUCUCUUGGAUGUGAGACUCAAAUCCGAUCAAUCAGGCGAAACAGAUCGGAAAUACCAAAGCUCCGUCGCCAGACAACAAUGGCUCGCUUCAUUUGCGAUUUCAAUUCUGCAAAUGCUCCAAGAGAACAACGAAACUUCCGGCACCCGAACCAUCGAGGCUAUUUUGCUCCUCAUUAUAUCCGGAGAGCUCUCGCAAGGGGGGUUUUGUUCCUCUCAAAACGAGGGGGACAUAUUGUCUCGUUCGACCUCUUCUGUAAACCUGAACACAGGCCAAUCAUGGGAAACUUGCCCAUCCGAAACGUUGGUGGAAGCCAGGUCAGUUGUCAUAAAUCGGUUUGAACGCAUUCAAGCCAUCCUUCCAUUCAAGACGAUUGAUCUUCGCAAAGAUGAAAAGUUUUUGAACAAUAAAUCCAAAAAGGCAGCAUUGCCGCAGAAAGCCAGUCAGAAUAAUACAUGUCCGUUGACCAACACCUGGUGGCCGGAAAUUUUUGGUAUCACUUUCAGCACUUCUUGCUUGAUUAUCAAGGUCUAUCUCUCUGGCUACUUUAGCGGGGAUCCGCUGCGUCGGCUACCAAGUGGUUUGACACUGAAGGCCACACUUGCUAUUCUCAUGGUGGCUCCGAAGUCCAUCUUUAGCUUGUGCGGUGGCGGGAACAAUAAGCCCAAUGUAAAUGACGUUGGCUUAAGUCAGGUCAAAGCCGACGAAAAUGCCUUGGACAUAUGCAGAAGCCAGAUGAAGCCAGUCGUGGUCACCUGGGGACCAGUUGUCGUGCAACGGCGUUUCUAUGCUACAUGGGAGUCUUCGUUAUUAUUUUUGACUUGGCCUACCAGCCUUCUGUCCAGAAAGUUAUCAGCUAUCCUGUCCAAUUGA